AUGCGAGCGAGUUCCUCUGCAAUCGUUGCGGGCGCAGCUGCGCUCGUCGCAGCUUCCAGCUCCACACUCGCAGCGAACGUCGACCACGUGUGGAACGUCGGAUGGGUCAACGAUGUGAAUCCAGAUGGCCUGCAGCCGAGAAGGGCCAUCGGCGUCAACGGCACUUGGCCUCCUCCUAUCAUCAAUGUCAAUUCGACGGAUGUGCUGCGUGUCACUGUCAACAACGCUUUUGACGAUGGGACCGGAACGGCCUUACACAGUCACGGAAUGUUCUUCAACAAUACGGGCUAUUGGGAUGGCGCUGUAGGCAUUACGCAGUGUCCCAUUCCUGCAGGCCAAAGCAUCACGUACGAGCCGCUCAAUUCACCAAGCGGUAGUGCGGGCCGCAAAGAGCAGUGGGGAACCUUUUGGACUCACGGCCAUUACGCCGGGCAGUACGUUGACGGUUUGCGCACACCAGCCAUCAUUCACAACGCCAACGAGGUGCACGCAUACGAUGACGACUACACAAUUAUCCUAGCGGACUGGUAUCACGACGAGCACGACUACCUGCUCAAAAAUGAGUUCAUCAACGUCAAGAACCCCACCGGUGCCGAGCCAGUCCCGAAAGCCGCGCAAGUGUACUUUGCCCACACGAGCAACGCGACCAGCGCAAGCUACUUGGCUGGAUUCAACGAGAACGCCACGUUGCCUUUCGUGCCUGGCAAGACGUAUCGCUUGCGACUGAUCAACAUGUCAGCUCUGUCCAUGUAUCACUUUUGGAUCGAGGGCCACGAUAUGCGCAUCAUCGAAGCCGAUGGCGUCGACACAGAGGAGUCGCCUGUGGACGUCAUCACCAUCAGCGUCGCACAGCGAUACUCGAUUCUGAUCACAGCUCGAUCUGACACCUCAAAGAAUUGGCCGAUCCAUGCCAAUCUCGAUCCAGACAUGUACGAUGUUGUGCCAGACGACCUACAGCUCAAUGUCACGGCGACACUGUCGUAUGCAUCGGGGCAAGAGCUGGGCUCUGAACGGCCCACCUUGGACGAGUACAAGUACUUCGACGAUACCGUCCUGGUUCCCUCCGCCGUCGAAGGCAUGUCUAAAGCGGAUGCAUCGCACGACCUGCACGUCAGCUUCAACACGUACAGCGACGGCAAGCCGUACGCGAGCUUCAACAACAUCAGCUUCAUCAACCCCAACACUCCCUCUCUGUCCACAUUGACAUCGAUGGGUUCGUUGUCCGCAGAUGCGGCAGUCUACGGACCCAACACGGGAGCGACGAUCUUCAAUCAUAUGGACAUGGUGCAGGUGACCAUUUACAAUUGGGAUGCAGGUACACAUCCUUUCCAUCUCCACGGACACAACUUCCAAGUCGUCCACAAGGCGAUCGAUGUUACCAGCGAUGACCCCGCCCUCAACCCACCUUUCAAUGAGACUCAGGUAAACCCAAUGCGCCGCGAUACCAUCACUAUUCACAGCACGGGAAGUGCUACAAUUCGGUUCCGUGCGGACAACCCUGGGGCCUGGUUCUUGCACUGCCACAUCGAGUGGCACAUGAAUCAAGGUCUAUCCACACUACUUCUGGAAGCGCCUCUUCAGGCGCAACAGACGCUCUCCACCCCGGCGGUGUUCGGACAGCAAUGUCAAUCGCAAGGCAUCUCGCCCACCGGCAAUGCGGCGGGUUUCAACUCCACUACGGACUUUGAAGGACUGCAAGCCGAACCUACUUACCUCGUCACCGGCUGGACUCCGAAAGCUGUGGGAGCGCUCACUGGUUGCAUCAUCACUGCGCUGUGUGGAAUUGCCGCCGUUGUUGCGUAUGGAUACACUGAGCAGGAGAGCUCGGAUGAGCAGCAAGAAGAGGAGGACAAGUAG
This is a messenger RNA of Ceraceosorus guamensis, 1857 nucleotides long. Its product is annotated as putative iron transport multicopper oxidase. NCBI's taxonomy places the organism in Eukaryota, Fungi, Basidiomycota, Exobasidiomycetes, Ceraceosorales, Ceraceosoraceae. Gene Ontology annotation, biological process: reductive iron assimilation; cellular response to iron ion starvation. The transcript has 7 exons. Gene Ontology annotation, cellular component: high-affinity iron permease complex. The coding region runs from base 1 to 1857 and encodes 618 amino acids. Gene Ontology annotation, molecular function: ferroxidase activity; copper ion binding. The record is from RefSeq and is a predicted model, not a curated record.